Molecule: messenger RNA, 1096 nt
Organism: Cryptomeria japonica (Japanese cedar)
Lineage: Eukaryota; Viridiplantae; Streptophyta; Pinopsida; Cupressales; Cupressaceae
Product: loganic acid O-methyltransferase
Exons: 4
Coding region: 55-648 (197 amino acids)
Biological process (GO): methylation
Molecular function (GO): S-adenosylmethionine-dependent methyltransferase activity
Source: RefSeq, a predicted model, not a curated record
GCCCUUCAUGUGUGUGAUCUUUCUCAAAAGCUCGGAAAUCAAGUAAGCGUCUUAAUGGAGGCAUUCAAAUCUCAAUCUGAAACUCAAUCUAAAGCGCCCCUGGAAUUUGCGCUUGGCAUGAAGGGUGGAAAUGGAGAUUCCAGUUAUGCCUACAAUUCUUCACCUCAGUUAAGGAUUAUCCAAGCUGUUAAGCCAAUUCUGGAGAAUGGCAUUUACGAGAAUAUGAAAUUGAAGUUUGAUGUACGAGGCAUUUUUAGGAUUGCGGAUUUCGGUUGUGGAACUGGCCAAAAUACUCUUCUGGUGGCAGAUACCAUUGUCAGUGCCGUACAACGCUUACUUAAAGAACAGGAGAUGCCAGAAUUUGAGGUUUAUUUUACCGAUCUUCCCUCUAAUGAUUUCAAUUCACUGUUUCGAAUGUUGCCUUGUACUAGAUCUUACUUUCCAGCCGCUGUGUGUGGAUCGCACUUCAGACGUCUCUUCGCACGGAAAAGUCUCCAAUUUUGUCAUUCUUCUAUGAGUCUCCAUUGGCUUUCACAGGUGCCAGAGACUGUUCAACAAAGAAGAUCUCCUCGUGUUUACGUUUCAAGUGACUCUGAGGAGGGUGUAGCUCCUGCGUAUCUACACCAGUUUGAUACAGACAUGACAUAAUUUUUAAGGCCCGGGCAGAAGAGAUAGUUGAGGGGGGAUGCAUGUUCAUAUCUCUCAUCGGUCGCAAUGGAGACACUCAUAUAAUGGAGGACCAAGGAUUAUUGGGACAUAACGCACGCCAUUUAGAAUAUGCAUUUUGGGAACUAGUUAAGGAGGGUAUUAUUACAAAAUAGAAAUGGGAAUCAUUCAAUAUACCUUGGUUCAAUCCAAAUAUUAAAGAGUUGGAGAGCAUUGUGGAAAGAGAUGGGUCAUUUGCAGUAGUGAACAUGAGGAUUGUGGGAGGACUUCAUGCACAUCCUACUUCAGAGAUGAAAAGACGGGAAGAGAAGAUGUUUGCAAAAAUUGUAGCAAACCAGUAUAGUGCAUUAUUUGAAAACAUUGUGGACGUUCAUUUAAGAUGCAAGAGAUUGAUAAAUGAAUUCUUUUUUAAGAUUGCUGAAAGAGCUUC